Messenger RNA from Chara braunii, 981 nucleotides. The record is from the annotation of a GenBank genome assembly. Lineage: Eukaryota; Viridiplantae; Streptophyta; Charophyceae; Charales; Characeae.
CGGAGGUAGGGCCGCGUCGCAUAUACCUCCAUGCAUGCCUUCAGACAUGACUCCGACAUACGACUUCAGACCUUCUGCGGACGGGUAUCCUUCCCCGGCAAUGUCCGAGCAUCUGGUGAGCAUGUCCUGCGAUGCCCCGGAUACUGAAGCCAUUCCCUCUCCGCAGUGUGGCCAGGGCGCACCACCACCCCAUGACGCACAGGCUCUUGCGGCCUCCUGUCCUUCAAGUACGACGGGACGGGCAUUCGGGCGAAAGGCACGUGCCGGUCGGCAAGGUGCACCUCAGUCCCCGGCCAACGAUGGUGAUACCGAGGACGACGACGAAGGAGGGAAGCAAAAGAAGAAGCCGUGGUCUUUGGAGGAGCGCAUGGCGCUCGCAAGAUACAUGCAAGAGGAUGACGCUAUGAUGGUGGCCGCCCAACCAAGACAAAAACACCAGCGACGAUCGUUGAGGAAUGAUUGGGUGGCGAGGCGGAUGAAGGAGGAUGGGUACCACAUAUCGGCUGAGGACGUGCGGAAGAAAUGGGCCGCCUUGCAAAACAAGCACAGGGAGAUGAACGACAAGUGCGGUGGGUCUGGCAAGCCGACAUUCUGGGACAUGUCGCCCGAGGACAAGAGGAGGGGGGGUUUGAUGUUCCUUUUUGAAAAAAAGUCGUAGACGAGAUGGCGUGGUUGCAGGGGAAGAGGUCAACCAUGUGGGACAACACAUUGGAGUUGUCCACAUUGCCUGGUCCAGAUAGCGGGGGUUCGAAGAAGGGAACCUCCCCCGCCGCCCCGAUGGAAGAUUCCGAAAGCAGCAGGAAGUCCCGCCGAACACACAAAGGGAAAACAUCUGCGGACGAAGGGUGCACCUCUUCGAGAUCCGGUUCACGGUUUUUCAUGGAGGACUCCACGCGCGCUCUCUAUGAUGGUCUCGGGAAUGCGGCGGGGACUCUUGCAAGGGCCAAUGCAGAAGGUGCACAACAAAUGGCCACUCAAAUC